AUGAAUAUACGUAUUAAGGUAAUGCGAGGAGAGAUAGCAAAGAUAUGUUUAGUGAUAGCUAUCCUGACGCUCGGGACCGUAUCAAGCGACGGCGCGUGCGAACGCGGGCGCACUUGGUGGGACCGGCACAGAGGCGCCUGCAUACCCUGCACCCGUUGCGACCCGCGCCGCCUCGCCGUCAAAUACCCCUGUGAACUACACCGUGAUACCAUAUGCCAACCUCUCUACGAGGUUCGCAUUUGGCCUUUCAACACGGAAAAAGACAAUGAUGUCAGUGAAACAUCAAGUGAUUACGAAUAUUACGAGUACACAGACUACAGCGGUGAAGUGAGUGAUGAAUUGGACUGGAAUAUUCAGACAUCCACUUUGACUGUAGCUGUGAGUGGAUGUAUAGUGUUCUUUGUUGUAGUGGUAACGUUGUCUUUGUACCACGCGAAGCAAUGGCGGGUACUGAAGCAAACUUUAAAAUCAGAUGUACAAGAUCUCUCAGCAAAACUGAGACUUAUGGAAGGGGGCGGGGAAGCGCCGGUAGAGCCGGUGUCCUCUGAUCACCACAUUUACUGUAAUAUUGGCAAAGAUGCGCUGCUUGGCCCAGCUUCAACGAAAAAAGGUCUUGGCAACGUAUACACGCAAGAAAAGCACACUCCC
Brenthis ino (lesser marbled fritillary) is the source of this 648-nucleotide messenger RNA. NCBI's taxonomy places the organism in Eukaryota, Metazoa, Arthropoda, Insecta, Lepidoptera, Nymphalidae. The record is from the annotation of a GenBank genome assembly.